CUUUCACUCGCACGAGGAUCCCCGUGCUCCUCUCGUUUACAGUCUUAUCUGAGUAAUUUGGGGAUUUAAAACCUUGAAAUCAAAGGCAACUAUGGAUUUGGAUAAAAGUACAGAGUGUGAGAAAGCUGCGACCGAAGGGAAUACAGAGGAGUCGGAGUCUUUCACCAAAGUAAAGUCUAAAAAGACGCAAAAAAGGAAACGAGAACAAGAUGGAGUAGACAUGGACACAGCUGACUCCGUGGCGAGCAAGAGACCGCAGUUUCCACCAAUCUCUGGCGAUCAGCUGAGGGGACCAGACGAUAUGCGUAAAAUUGCAGUACCAGCUCACAGAUACACCCCUCUGAAGGAGAACUGGCUCAAGAUCUUUACCCCUAUUGUUGAAAAUCUACAGCUGCAAGUCAGAUUCAACCUGAAAACUAGAAAUGUUGAAAUCAAAACAUGCAAAGAGACACAGGACAUAGCUGCUUUGACUAAGGCAUCAGAUUUUGUUAAAGCAUUUGUUCUUGGAUUUCAAGUUGAAGAUGCCUUGGCUCUCAUCAGAUUAGAUGAGCUGUUCCUGGAGAGCUUUGACGUCACAGAUGUGAAACCUCUGAAGGGAGACCACUUAUCUCGAGCAAUAGGGAGAAUAGCAGGGAAAGGUGGAAAAACAAAAUUCACUAUUGAAAAUGUCACAAAGACACGUAUUGUAUUAGCUGACACGAAAGUUCACAUAUUGGGGUCUUUUCAAAACAUCAAAAUGGCAAGAACAGCUAUUUGUAAUUUGAUAUUAGGAAGUCCACCUUCAAAGGUCUAUGGCAAUAUCAGAGUGGUGGCCAGCAGGACGGCAGAGCGGUUCUGAACAUCGAUCUGUUACCGUCGAUGUGCCUUCCGCUCACUGGUGGAUUUCUCAUCUGUGAAGACCUUUACGCUGUUGGCAACACUUUCCAGGCCCUACAUAUAAGCCUGAUAUUAGGGAUGCACCGAUCUGAUACUGAAAAUUUUGCUGAAGCGAGUAUCAGCUUCAAAAUAUCUGUUGAGCCGAUUGGGCAUAUAAAUUUAUGUAAUUGGAGUAUUUACUGGCCAUAAUUGAUUCAGAAUGUAUAAAUAAAGUUCAAACAUUAUGAGACUAAGUUAUUCUGUUGUUACUUGAGAUAAUUAACAGCUACAGAACACAUUCAAAGAAAAAUAAAAUAAGAAAUCUGAUUCAAAGGAAAUAUAAUUUUGAUUCUCUGCACUGGUAUCGGUUGAUAUCAGCAGAUACUUAAAGCUGGAGUAUCAACAUCAGUAUCGGAACUGAAAAAGCUGGAUUGGUGCAUCCCUACCUAAUAUGUAGCUGGAUUUAAUGACACUUACGUUUACAUUUACACAGUGAGCAUCAAGUGAUAUGUAAAUAAAUAAAUCUUACAAUGUUAUGAACUUCCAACAUUUCAAAGUUUAUUUAAAUUUUAAUUUUCAUACAGUAUCAAGUUUCCAACAGUCCCACAGCAUAAGAUGCAGCAUGCAGAAAAGGAAAAUAAAAGGUUCUCAAACUGAAAAUUGUUCAUAUCCCCACACAAACUAAAAAGAUCCCAAGUCCCUCAGAAAAAAAGCACUUACAAACUAUAGCGCGGUCUGAACUAUACAGAGAACAGAGAGCCAGAACUGCAGUUAACAAAUAUUUAUAUACAAAAGAAAGAAAAAUAAACAUCAAAUUUCCCCUUUAAGCUGAGUACAGUGUGUGGCAGUUUGAGACAGGAUCAGAUAUGCAACUUUACUGGAAUAGAAGCAUCUCACUGACCCUGUUAAAAUACAAAAAGUUACAUGAAGUUCAUUUCAUUUGGAUUACCUCUCAUAAUAUGUGUACAUUUACCAAAGUUUGGCAACAUCCAUAUUGUAUACCAUUAAAUUUUAAAUAUAUUAACAUCACCAUUCAUGUGUAAACAAGAGGAUUAUUUCAAAAAUUGAUCUACAUGCACAACAAAAAAUAUAUUUCAUGUCAUGCAAGCACAGGGAGGCCCAAGCCGUGCAGAGCUUUGGGAUAAGGGACAACGGGGCACUCCAGAUUCAUAUCUUGGACUGAAAACAUCCUCAAAAAGCUAUCCCAAAGUCAUUUAGAGUAGGAAGCGGUUUCCCUUCUAAAUCAAAAUUUGGUUAAAUUCAUGUUUAGUUUCUCCCCGUUUGUCGUAGUGGGAGGGAGGGGGAGAAAAUGAGGUGAUUGUGACAGGCUAUAAGUGGGAGAAGAAGCCAACUUUUGAAAUGUACACAAUAAAAUAAAAAAAUAAAA
This is a messenger RNA of Periophthalmus magnuspinnatus, 2242 nucleotides long. It is a transcript of the gene pno1, whose product is annotated as partner of NOB1 homolog. Gene Ontology annotation, molecular function: RNA binding. The transcript is spliced from 7 exons. Gene Ontology annotation, cellular component: nucleolus. Lineage: Eukaryota; Metazoa; Chordata; Actinopteri; Gobiiformes; Gobiidae. Bases 92 to 838 code for a protein of 248 amino acids. The record is from RefSeq and is a predicted model, not a curated record.